This is a messenger RNA of Pseudoliparis swirei, 2102 nucleotides long. RefSeq lists its product as uncharacterized. NCBI's taxonomy places the organism in Eukaryota, Metazoa, Chordata, Actinopteri, Perciformes, Liparidae. Bases 246 to 1601 code for a protein of 451 amino acids. The record is from RefSeq and is a predicted model, not a curated record. The transcript is spliced from 6 exons.
AGGUAGUUAAUAACCUUGGUUUCAAAAUAAAAGCAUUGAAUAGUUUGAAUAGUUUCCUCCAUGUUUAUCACAGGUCCUAAAACACGGGGGUAUUUUAUUUUGAAAAAUGCGUGAGUUGACACUUUCUGUCGGUCCCGCUGACUGACAGCCUGACAGAGAGAGAGAGGGAGAAAGAGAGGGAGAGAGAGAGAGAGGGGACACGCGGACGCGCCGUCCUCCCGCCGCAUGGUGACCCAGCAGAGACGAUGACCGGUGCAGGUUUGUGCUGCGCCAGCCUGGAGGAGCCCAGGACCCUGAUGAAGAUGGGUCUGUGCGUGCUCCUCGUCGGCCACGUGAACUUCCUGUUGGGCGCCCUGAUGCACGGCGUGGUGCUGCGGCACGGCGGCCCCCACCGGCCCGCCGCCGUGGAGCACGCCGUCGCCAACGUGGUCGCGCUCGCCUCCGGCCUCGUGGGAAUCGUUGUCGGCGUUCUGGCCAUCGUGUUGUCUAAGAAGAAGAAGAGCAGAGUCCUGACGUGGUCCCUUUUCACGUUUGGCCUGACGGCGGCGCUCAUGGCGGCGGCGGCGGCCGUCGGCCUCUGCGUGUCGGUGGUGAGCGCCGUGGUGCACGGCGGGCAGAGCCUCCUGACUCACUGCCGCUCGGCCGACGGCAGCUUCACCGGCGACUGCUCCUUCGACCCCACGCGCAUCUACAGCACCACCCUGAUCCUCUGGGUGCCUCUGAUUGUGACCUGUUUGAUCCAGUUGGUGUUUUCUGCGCGCUGCUCGGCGGUCUGCGCUUCAUUCCUGGAUCUACCCGGCUGCCCCAAGGGAGCAAGGCACCACAGCAGAAGGAUCGGUGUGAGAAGGUCGAUGGAGGAAGCUCCUCCCACUUCCUUGACUGAACCACCAGGAAACAACUCUGAACCACCAACACGUUACUCUGAACCACCAAUACGCUACUCUGAAUCUCCAACACACUACUCUGAAUCUCUAACACGCUACUCUGAAUCUCCAACACACUACUCUGAAUCUCUAACACGCUACUCUGAAUCUCCAACACGCUACUCUGAAUCUCCAACACGCUACUCUGAAUCUCCAACACACUACUCUGAAUCUCCAACACACUACUCUGAUUCUCUAACACGCUACUCUGAAUCACCAACCCCUCCAACGCGCUACGCUGAGCCUCCAACCCCUCCAACACGCUACGCUGAGCCUCCAACCCCUCCAACACGCUACGCUGAGCCUCCAACUCCUCCAACACGCUACGCUGAGCCUCCAACCCCUCCAACGCGCUAUGCUGAGCCUCCAACCCCUCCAACACGCUACGCUGAGCCUCCAACCCCUCCAACGCGCUACGCUGAGCCUCGGAUGCAGAGUUCCGCCCCCCCCGGACAGCAGCAGCAGGGCGGACGCCCCCUCCUCCUCCCUCCGCAGCGCCGCCCCCCCCUUCAGUACCGGAGCCUCCCCCCCUCGGAGAGGUGGCCGCUCGGCCAGCCAGCCGCAGAAAGGUCGGACGCCGAGGGGCUGGAGACGCCUGUUGGCGGCCAGCAAAGGACGCCGGAGCGGCACCGGCUGCUGCAGAGGGCGACGCUGGAAAGGUCCAGCUUCUGGAUUUAGAUGCGUCUGACAUGCCAGAGAAGUUCUGUGAGUGUGUGUGUGUGUGUGUGUGUGGUGCAUGCUACAAUGCUUGGAUUGAAACGUCAUUCUCAGACCCCCAUUGUCCCGUCGGUACUCCUGGAGGCUUGAGGGUCUGUUCUUGAGGCUCUAGCAUGGACGGAUGUAUAAUAUUUGUUGGGGUACGCCGCUCUCACAAUGAGUCCCUGACGACGUAAAACCUUGAGUUAACUUAAUGUGCGUUCAUAGAAUAUUUAAUUAUCACCUCGUGUCUAUCACCGUGGGUUAGGAUUAUCCUCCGGGCCCUAGCCUCAUAUUUCAUUGUGUGUGUGUGGUUGUGGUUGGAGGAUGGAGCCUCUGGUUUGCCGUGUUUUGAGCGAAUGAGAAUUUGGUGCUUUUCUUUUUCUGCUUUUUAUGUCGAGAGCAAAUAAUACUGCGGGUUUCUUUUUUUUCAAAAUGUAUUUCGACAAAGUCAAAGUCAAUAAAGUAUUUAUUCAAAGUGUU